CUGUCAUCUGUGAGAAAGAUCAACAAAACAGGCUCGCUAAAGCCCAUCCCAUCCUGAGAUUGUGGACGUUUUGUUAAUUUUUGGUGUAAAAUUUUCCUGGAAUGAUGGGUGCCUCAUUUAAUAUCGACAAUGGAUAUUUGGAGGGUUUGUGCCGAGGAUUUAAGUGUGGAAUAUUGACCCAAACAGACUACUUGAAUUUGGUUCAAUGUGAAACUCUUGAAGAUUUAAAGCUGCAUUUGCAAGGUACAGACUAUGGCAGUUUUCUCGCCAAUGAGCCCAGUCCAUUGGCUGUCUCUGUCAUCGAUGAUAAACUUCGGGAAAAGCUGGUAAUCGAAUUUCAACACAUGCGAAAUCAAGCUGUAGAGCCACUAUCAACAUUCUUGGAUUAUAUCACAUACAGUUACAUGAUUGAUAACAUAAUUUUACUGAUAACUGGCACCCUUCAUCAGCGUCCAAUUUCUGAGUUAAUUCCAAAAUGCCAUCCUCUUGGUAGUUUUGUCCAGAUGGAGGCCAUCACAGUCGCCACAACACCUGCAGAGCUGUACAAUGCUGUUCUUGUCGACACUCCAUUAGCUCCUUUCUUUGUUGACUGCAUCAGUGAACAAGAUUUGGAUGAGAUGAACAUUGAAAUCAUCCGAAACACAUUGUACAAAGCGUACUUAGAGGCCUUCUAUGAAUUCUGUAAGAAGCUUGGAGGAACAACAGCAGAUACCAUGUGUGAAAUUUUAUCAUUUGAAGCUGACCGGCGUGCUAUCAUCAUUACCAUCAAUUCUUUCGGUACGGAGUUGACAAAAGACGACAGAGCCAAGCUCUACCCUCGCUGUGGAAAGCUACAUCCAGAUGGAUUGGCUGCCUUAGCUCGAGCAGAUGAUUAUGAGCAAGUGAAGGCAGUGGCUGAAUACUACGCAGAGUACAGUGCUCUUUUUGUAAGCGUUGGUAACAAUCCUGGAGAAAAAACUUUGGAAGACCGUUUCUUUGAGCAUGAAGUGAAGCUCAAUGUUUUUGCAUUCCUUCAACAAUUCCAUUUCGGUGUUUUCUACUCAUAUUUGAAAUUGAAGGAACAGGAGUGCCGAAACAUUGUUUGGAUAGCAGAAUGUGUGGCUCAAAAACACCGCGCUAAAAUCGACAACUAUAUUCCCAUCUUUUAAAACUUCAUUCCACCUUCGUAUUCUUUCGAUUAAGAUACCUUCUUUUUCCAGAUAUGUACCCAGAAGUAUUGUGUCUUUUUUUUAUAAUGAUAGAGGUAAGAAUAAUGAUCCUCUGCUGAAUUAUUGGUGCAUUUACCGGGAUAAGAAAUUUUUCCAUGUUUGCAUGUAGUUUCUGAUUUUGUGAGAUAUUAUUAGGAAACUUUUCAACUUUAGAAGGAAGCUACAUUCAAAACUUGAUGAUCAAGUUAAGUAACUGUAAAAAUUCAUCAGAUAUGUCGCUACUCCAUGGUAUUUCUUUUAAGUAGAUAAUUUUCUUGCAAAAAUGUUGUCAAGUUUAUUUCAAGAAAGGUCUGGCAAUCAAGAACUGUUUGGGAUAGCUUUAAACAGAAUCGUUUAGAACUAACCUCUAAAUUUGUUUCUUUCACAACUUUAAAAUUUGCACUAUUUUUUUAAGUCUAUUUUGUGACUUGAGGGAAUUUUUUUAAUUUGAAACCUUCAGUACUUGUUAUCAAUAAUUUUGUGGUAGGAGAACUGAUUGGUGUAUUUAACUUCGAAAAUGUAUGAUCAUUGUUUUGUUUUACUGAGUUAAAAUGCGAGAAUCAUUGAGUAAUUUAAGUUUCUUUACUGCGAAGUCACUGGUUUGCCUUCAAAACCUGAUUUCCUGAAUUUUUUUGUACAAGAAGUAUCCUUAUCUUCAGUUUUAUGACUGAAAAAUCGAUUUUGAUCGUCUCACCUAAAAAUGCAAGUUAAUACUCGAACAAAACAAGCGCCUUGACGGACGCUAUAAUUUUUGACCGUCAAACAGGGACUUCCCAGUCGUUAUUUUUAUUUCCAGUACAAAAAAGUACAGUGUUCUAUCUCCAACAGUAAACAAUAUUAACUAAGUAAUAACGUAAUAACUGUGGUCGCAUGAAUUUUGUUGCUUUGCAUUUACUCCUUUUGUUCUUUAAAUCGGAAAUUGAAGCACCUGAAACUAUGGUUCCCUUUUGGUCAAAAUAUUUUUGUUGUUAUUUUUUCUCUUGUAUGUAUUGUAUUCAUUAAACGUUUUACUGUAGUUAA
Bemisia tabaci is the source of this 2207-nucleotide messenger RNA. RefSeq names its product V-type proton ATPase subunit VhaAC39-1 (gene VhaAC39-1). NCBI's taxonomy places the organism in Eukaryota, Metazoa, Arthropoda, Insecta, Hemiptera, Aleyrodidae. Gene Ontology annotation, molecular function: proton-transporting ATPase activity, rotational mechanism. Gene Ontology annotation, cellular component: proton-transporting V-type ATPase, V0 domain. The record is from RefSeq and is a predicted model, not a curated record. Gene Ontology annotation, biological process: proton transmembrane transport.